Molecule: messenger RNA, 1535 nt
Organism: Porites lobata
Lineage: Eukaryota; Metazoa; Cnidaria; Anthozoa; Scleractinia; Poritidae
Source: the annotation of a GenBank genome assembly
AUGAUACUAAAUCUUGUUUGUCCAAGAAAGCAGAACAACAGCCAUACUUGUGUACCCAUACUGGCCAACCCAGGUGUGGUACCCACACCUCCUACAGUUGAUGAAGUCUCCUCCAAUUACUGGUUUUCGGAGUCAAGCCAUUCAAAAUAGAUCAAAAUAAAAAUCAAAACCAUUCGACAGAUAAAGUCCAGAAUCUGGGAAAUGAAAGGAGGUAAAUAUACAGACCCUCGCCAAGAUUUGGGUCGAAGGAAUAAUUUGCAUACGAGAUAUCCGAGGAAAUGUUUUACCCAAAUUUAUAGAGCUUUGUAUGGAGACGCCAUGCUGGAGCUCAUCCGGACGAAGCUCCGACAUGGCGGACGGAAACCAACAGAAACAUCUGUUACCGAGUUUUGCUACAAAAGCGUGAAUUUACCCCUAGAGGAACUCAUAAUCAUUAAAGUAAUACGUUUUCUGAUACUUGAACAGCGGAUAGCAAAAUUCCCGGAAAAAAGUCACUUUUUUAACCUAAAUGACAGCUCUCUCGGCCGUCAUGUAAAUGCUGCGUCACGCAAAAGCUUAGAAAUUCAAGAGUACUCUUUUACAAAACCAAGAACCCUUUUGAAGCGAAAAUUUGUUUGAAAAUUAGUUCUCAGCUGCUCUAAUACACCAUGAAAGUAAAAUCUCAGUAGGAUCGAUAGUUUUGUAGUUUGAAUUUUAGUGACGUCAUGUGAAAACCAACAAUAUCAAUCAAAAUGUACCGCAAAACCAUUAUUCUCCCACAUCAACCAGAACAAGUCCACCCAUUAUGUCCCAGACUUCACUGAACUUCAUGGAUGCCUCUUAUCAGGGCAUCCUUAGCUGCUCAAGGCAUAACGGGGGAACUUCAGGACAUCAUCUUGGCAUCAUGGCGAGAUGGAACCCGCAAACAGUAUUGCACAUAUAUUACAGCCUGAUUAAAGUACUGCUCUGAUUGUAACAUCAGCCAAGUCAAUGCCAAGCUGCAGCAAGUCCUUAAUUUCCUCACUCUGCAAUCUAAACGUGUGGGAUAUAGUGCGGUUGCAACUGCCCGAAGUGCACUGUCAAGUUUUAUUAAAGUUGAUGGUGUAAAAGGGGGUGACCACCCCCUGGUGUCAAGGUUUAUGACUGGACUGUUUAAUCAAAAGCCUGCCCUCCCACGCUACUCUGAGACUUGGGACCCCCAAAUAGUGCUUAACCACCUUAAGACAUUUCCUUCCAUUGAUGAUAUGUCACUGAAACAGCUUACCCUGAAACUGGUCACGCUUAUGGCCCUAUUGUCUGCACAGAGAGCUCAGACUUUACAGUCCUUGUCCUUGGAAGAAAUGAGUACCCUACUUGGAAAGUAUGUCUUUCCCAUCUCUUCUGUUUUAAAACAAACAACUGCCAAAGGGGGCCAGAACAUACAUUUACUACCCAUUACUUUUCAUAGUUACUCAGUUGGACAAAAGACUUUGUAUCGUGGAGCUACUUUCAGGUUAUCUUCAAAGAACAGCUCCUCUCAGGAAAGAGACAAAGCAGUUGCUUAUUUGCCAUGCUGA